Molecule: messenger RNA, 2109 nt
Organism: Chrysochloris asiatica (Cape golden mole)
Lineage: Eukaryota; Metazoa; Chordata; Mammalia; Afrosoricida; Chrysochloridae
Gene: GDAP1L1
Product: ganglioside induced differentiation associated protein 1-like 1
Exons: 5
Coding region: 80-1009 (309 amino acids)
Source: RefSeq, a predicted model, not a curated record
GAGGCCAUGUGAUGCUGGGCGAGAGCGAGCCGCCGCCGCCCGCCGGAGCCUCCUUCCCUCACUCUGAUCCCGGGCUGUCAUGGCGACCCCCAACAACCUGACCCCCACUAACUGCAGCUGGUGGCCCAUCUCGGCGCUGGAGAGCGAUGCAGCCAAAUCAGUCGAGGCCCUCGACGCGCCGGAGGCGGCCAGCCCCGCCCAUUGGCCCAAGGAGAGCCUGGUUCUGUACCACUGGACCCAGUCCUUCAGCUCGCAGAAGGUGCGGCUGGUGAUCGCUGAGAAGGGCCUGGCAUGUGAGGAGAGGGACGUGAGCCUGCCCCAGAGCGAGCACAAGGAGCCCUGGUUCAUGCGGCUCAACCUGGGCGAGGAGGUGCCCGUCAUCAUCCACCGCGACAACAUCAUCAGCGACUACGACCAAAUCAUCGACUACGUGGAGCGCACCUUCACAGGAGGACAUUUAGCUAAUGCCACUACGGACCUCAUGAAAUUAGACCAUGAAGAGGAGCCCCAACUCUCUGAACCCUACCUUUCUAAACAGAAGAAGCUCAUGGCCAAGAUCUUAGAGCAUGACGACGUGAACUACCUGAAGAAGAUCCUCGGGGAGCUGGCCAUGGUGCUGGACCAGAUUGAGGCCGAGCUGGAGAAGAGGAAGCUUGAGAACGAGGGGCAGAAAUGUGAGCUGUGGCUUUGUGGCUGUGCCUUCACGCUGGCUGACGUGCUCCUGGGAGCCACCUUACAUCGCCUCAAGUUCCUGGGACUGUCCAAGAAAUACUGGGAAGACGGAAGUCGGCCCAAUCUGCAGUCCUUCUUUGAGAGGGUCCAGAGACGCUUGGCCUUCCGGAAAGUGCUCGGCGACAUCCACACCACCCUGCUGUCGGCUGUCAUUCCCAAUGCUUUCCGGCUGGUCAAACGGAAACCCCCAUCCUUCUUUGGGGCGUCCUUUCUCAUGGGUUCCCUGGGCGGGAUGGGCUACUUUGCCUACUGGUACCUCAAGAAAAAAUACAUCUAGAGCCAGGCCAGUGUGUGACUGUCGGUGUCUCUGUGCUGUGUGAUUCCCAAGGAGCUCUCUGUAACUCACUGUCUCAUGAACACUUGGACAGCCCUCCCCCGCCCCUUGUUCUGAGUAAUUCUGUCGUCAAUGUGAAAACAUUCCAUAGUUUAGUAGUAGACGUUGCCAAUGCCAUGAGUAGAGGCCACCGCUCUACUAAAAGAAGAGAAAAUGAGAGACAGAAAGAAAAAAACACAAAAACAAAACACGAAUGCCUUUUCUUUUGAUUUAAGGUCUCAAGUUGGAACUGUGGGGACUGGUUAGGAUCUGAGGUGAGUUCCAGGUUGCUUCAUCCACCAAGGCCCAGAUUCUGGGAGGUGCUGGAGGCUAAGAGGGCCUGAUCCCUUGCCUCUCCUUCCCUCUUGCCCACGACACUCUUCCAAAGGACAAAGCCAACAUCAAGACUCGGCGCUUCUAACUGGUACCUCCGGUGGGGCUGGAGACCCAGAGACCCUUCGGGAGGCCCCUGAAUAUUGGAAGGGGCUUCAUUCUUCUCCUGGACAUGGACUGAGACAGUAUGAUGCAAUCCAAGGCAGUGGCUCCCCUAAACUAGGUUGUGGUUGGGAUGAGCACCUCUUACGUCCUUCUCAGCUGGUGUGUUUGGUUUUACACUUUAGUAGUGACCCCUGAAGGCAGUAUCCACCAUCUUUUUCCCACCUGGAGUUGAGUUUUCCCACCACGUGAGGUGGGGCUUCCAUUCAAAGCCAUGUUGACCUUCUCAAAGAAGGUCCCGGCCCAAGAGCAGAAGUGGAUCCAGAGGUAGAAGAACCCCAGGUCCCUUUCCCAGCCUCUGUCAAAGCCAUCUCCUUUCAAAGCCCACCUUUCCCACCACUCAUGGGGCUCCCCACUUGCCCCACCAUGCCACGUAGGGGGUCUCUGUAUCCACAGUCCCCACCUGGGUCAUGCCUCACUUUCCUGUGCCUUUUGCAUGUUGGGAAAGGGUCUGGGUGUCACUGCUGCUCAUGCUUAGAAAUCACGGAAAGCCCUAAUAAAGCAUUGAGGAGGAGCAGUUGCCUUGCAUUUCUGAACGUGUGCUGUUCAUCUAGCUCUCAUUUCCUAAG